UCACUCCCAAAUUCACGUUGUGUGCAGUAUAUAUAUUUCCAUUAAUGGACUCUUCAUUUGCGCGAUCGAUUUUCCCUCUCUUUCACACACACCACACACUUCCACAAUUUCAUGCAUAGUUUUGUUUCCAAUUCAAGCGUAAUCAAUGUAGAGAAGAUCUUUGGCAGAACUUUUUCAAAGCUGUGUGCAAAUCCGUGAUUUUAUAUGGAGCGCUUCUGGAAUCUUCAAUUUCGUCGCUGUAUUUGAAUGAGAAAAAAUAGCCUUUGUUUUGCCGCAUUAACGCUUCUCCGCUGUUCAGCUGUUUUUUGGCGCCGAUUCGCCCCGUUCUGAGAGGAUACGUAGCUUGAAAAAACGGAAUUUGUGUUCGCGUUUGGAAUUCGAAAGCUGACAUCGUUCGCGAGCGGAGUUCGGAGUUCAAUAUUGAUACAAGUUUUUUUUUGUCUCGAACUCCGCAGGAAGCAAUGGGGACUGAUUUGAGAUCUGUGGUGGAGACGGCGGGAAGUCUAUCAACCUCUGACCACAAAUCAGUGUUCUCGAUCACCUUGUUUGUCACGCUCCUCUGCGCGUGUAUUGUGAUCGGUCAUCUAUUGGAGGAAAGUCGUUGGAUAAAUGAAUCAAUCACUGCCCUUAUAAUUGGUUUGGGGACUGGAGUUGUGAUUUUACUUCUAAGUGGAGGGAAAAACACACACCUUUUUGUGUUCAGCGAAGAUCUUUUCUUCAUUUAUCUCCUUCCUCCAAUCAUCUUCAAUGCUGGGUUCCAGGUUAAGAAGAAACAAUUCUUCCGCAAUUUUGCGACGAUAAUGAUGUUUGGAGCAAUUGGUACACUGGUAUCUUUUACAAUCAUAUCAUUAGGUGCUAUUGCCACCAUUGGGGAAAUGGAUCUUGGUCUUGAUAUUGGGGAUUAUCUUGCAAUUGGAGCUAUUUUUGCUGCAACAGAUUCUGUUUGUACAUUGCAGGUGCUAUGUCAGGAUGAGACUCCACUACUUUACAGUCUAGUGUUUGGAGAAGGCGUUGUAAAUGAUGCAACAUCGGUCGUGCUUUUCAAUGCAAUCCAGGAUUUUGACCUUACUCGUAUCAAUUCAACCAUAGCUUUGCAGCUGAUUGGAAAUUUUAUUUAUUUAUUCAUCUCAAGCACUGUGUUGGGAGUUUUCCUUGGACUGCUCAGCGCAUAUAUCAUAAAGAAGCUUUAUUUUGGAAGGCACUCAACUGAUCGUGAGGUUGCGAUCAUGAUGCUCAUGGCUUACCUAUCAUACAUGUCGGCAGAAUUAUUCUAUUUAAGCGGGAUCCUCACCGUCUUCUUUUGUGGGAUUGUAAUGUCACAUUACACCUGGCAUAAUGUGACUCAGAACUCGAGAGUUACAACCAAACACACCUUUGCAACAAUGUCAUUUGUUGCUGAGACAUUCAUAUUUCUGUAUGUUGGCAUAGAUACUCUGGACAUCGAGAAGUGGAGGGUUGUAAGUGACAGCCCAAGAACCUCAGUCAAAGUCAGUGCAAUUAUACUUGGUCUGAUCUUGGUUGGAAGAGCAGCCUUUGUUUUUCCUUUGUCAUAUUUGUCCAACUUCAAGAAGUCGGAACGUGAGAAAAUCGGCUUUCAUCAGCAAAUUACCAUAUGGUGGGCUGGACUUAUGCGAGGUGCUGUAUCUAUGGCUCUUGCUUACAACCAGUUUACGAGGGAAGGCCACACCCAGUUACGCGGCAAUGCCAUCAUGAUCACCAGCACCAUAACGGUCGUGCUCUUCAGCACCGUGGUUUGCGGGUUGAUCACAAAACCGCUGGUGAGAUUCUUGAUGCCGUCAUCAAAAGAUCUCAGCAGAUUAAUGUCUUCAGAGCCUGGCACGCCCAAGUCCUUCACCGUGCCGCUUCUUGCCAGUCAGGAUUCGGAUUCCGAGCUCUUCAACACAACCGGGCACGUGACUGGGGCUGAUGGAGUCCAGCAGCCUGCAGUCCGCCCGAGCGGCCUGCGCAUGCUUCUCACGACACCCACUCGCACCGUCCACUACUACUGGAGGAAAUUCGACGACGCCUUCAUGCGCCCCGUCUUUGGUGGCCGCGGCUUCGUCCCCUACGUGCCGGGCUCCCCGACCGAACAAAGCGUACAUCAGUGGCCUGCAGUAGAAGCCAAGUAAUCAUGACUUCCAAAAUUCAAGUUUUCUGAUUUCCUUGUUUUCAUUAUUAAGCUUUAUAGUAUAUAUUUGGCCUCUAGAUUAGUGUAGAAUUCAAUCAGAGAGAGAGUGGUUUUCAAAUUGUCUGGUUUUACAUAAACACCAGAUUUUGGUGUGUAUUUUUUAUUAGCAAGGCUCUGUGUAUUUGGUCUUGCUAUUUAACUAGCUAUGUAUAGCAUGUUGUAAUUGUUGUUAUUUGUAUAUUGUAACUUCUCCGGAAUAAUGAUGGAAGCUUAAAUUAUGUCAGUUAA
This is a messenger RNA of Salvia hispanica, 2416 nucleotides long. RefSeq names its product sodium/hydrogen exchanger 2-like. Gene Ontology annotation, biological process: potassium ion transmembrane transport; proton transmembrane transport; sodium ion import across plasma membrane. Gene Ontology annotation, molecular function: sodium:proton antiporter activity; potassium:proton antiporter activity. Lineage: Eukaryota; Viridiplantae; Streptophyta; Magnoliopsida; Lamiales; Lamiaceae. Gene Ontology annotation, cellular component: plasma membrane. The record is from RefSeq and is a predicted model, not a curated record.